GGGCGGGACUUUUCCCUGAUCCGCCUCCGCCUGUCAAUUCUAGCCGUUUCCAUGGAGAUGGAACACAGCCUGGAGGCCAACAGCACGAGUAAGGUGACCGGGGAUCCGCUCGCAGCAUCCAUCGGCCCGGGUUCCUGAGCGGAGAGCGGAGGCAGAUGAGGGCGGUCAGACGGAAGGGCGACUGCCGCAGAUGCAGAUACAUGACACGCCAUGGAGAAGUAUGAGAUGAUAUUAAAAAUUGGCAGAGGAGCAACAGCUGAAGUUUUUCUCAUGAGGAACACAGAGACCAGGAAAACGUAUGCUGUGAAGAAAAUCAAAGUAGAUGCGAGUAAGCGUACCAGAACUAAAGACUCCAUACUCCACGAAGCAGUUAUCAUGGGCAAACUUAUCCACCCGAACGUUGUGGUGUGCCAUGAAUACUUCUGCGAUCUGGAGGACGAGUAUGUUUUUAUCGUCCAAGAUUACUGUGAUGGAGGGACAUUAGAUGAUCACAUCAAGCAACGGAAAGGUGUCCUCUUCCCAGAAGACACCAUCAUGGACUGGUUUAUCCAGUUGACCAUGGCCAUUCAGUAUAUCCAUUCCUUGAAAAUUCUUCACAGAGAUAUCAAAACUUCAAACGUCUUCCUUACCAAAAAGGGAAUGAUCCGGCUCGGGGAUUUCGGCAUCUCCAAGAUUAUGUCCAACACUACGGAUAUGGCAAGCACGUGCGUGGGAACGCCCUAUUAUCUCAGUCCGGAGAUGUGUCAAGACGUUCCGUACAGUUCCAAAUCGGACAUUUGGGCUCUGGGAUGUUUACUUUACGAAAUGUGCGCCUUGAAACCAGCCUUCGACGCGACAAACCUAUUAAGCCUGUUUUACAAAAUUGUUUACGAGAACUCUCCCCCGCUGGCGGACAGCUACUCUGCCGAUUUACAUCUGUUGGUCGAAACCAUUCUGGACAAAUGCCCCGAAUCCAGGCCGAGCGCAAAUAGCAUUUUAAGUUCAGCCUUCGUUCAGGAACAUUUGAAACAAUUUAUACAGAAGCACGAAUUUCAUUUGUAUAAGCAAAAUUUGGUGAAGAAAGAAAAUGGCGACGUUGGCGCGUCGGAAAAUCGGAGCAAAACAUCCAUGGCAAGUCGUGAUGUCUCCAAAGAAGACUUUAGGUCUAAAUCUGCCCCGCCGAGCUCUCACAGGCUGAUCGUUGGAUCUUGUGAAUUGUGGGAUCCCGAGGAAUUAUCGGGCACUGCAGACGGAUCCGACUACUCUGAGGACUUUGACAAAGACAGUCUGGCCUCUGUUGAGGAAGACCUGGAAGAAGAAACUUGCAUGGGGUGUCCGAAUGAAGAGAUUCCAGAGGAACUUGGUUCUGGUGACGACGAAGGGCCCGAUUAUCCCGAUGAUUUUGAAGAGGUUGAAGGAAACACUCUGGAAAUGAUGGUGAAUAAUGCUCGGUCAGCGAUGGACGUGUCUGCUGAUAAUGAAAGCUUCCAAGAUGACCAAGAAGAUGAGGAGGGCCAUACUUUGUCGGAGACUCUGAAGACGCUCUGCCAGCAGUGCAUAGAUGACGUUGGUCCAACCUUGUACAACGAACUUUCCAGCCAGUUCCUCAAAGGAUUGACACUAGAAGAUCUUCAGCCCCAGUUUGAACACAAGAUGGGUCCAGACAGACUUGAGACAUGCUACCUCCUCUUCAAUAUGGAUCAGGAUGCUACUAGACAAACAUCUGAGUGAUCAUCUGUUGGACAUUUUCCAUAGUUGGAAUGCUGAAAGCUCACUCGCCAAGUGCCGAUUAUUUUCCAGACUUUAGGUUAUUGGUUUUAUUUUCAUAUGUUAAGGAACUGUUCUCUUGAAUGCAAAAAUAUGUAU
Nanorana parkeri is the source of this 1845-nucleotide messenger RNA. RefSeq names its product serine/threonine-protein kinase Nek6-like. The record is from RefSeq and is a predicted model, not a curated record. NCBI's taxonomy places the organism in Eukaryota, Metazoa, Chordata, Amphibia, Anura, Dicroglossidae. The coding region runs from base 211 to 1710 and encodes 499 amino acids. Gene Ontology annotation, molecular function: protein kinase activity; ATP binding. Gene Ontology annotation, biological process: protein phosphorylation. The transcript has 4 exons.